Messenger RNA from Girardinichthys multiradiatus, 1903 nucleotides. Its product is annotated as somatostatin receptor type 2. Gene Ontology annotation, biological process: cellular response to glucocorticoid stimulus; neuropeptide signaling pathway; regulation of insulin secretion. Gene Ontology annotation, molecular function: somatostatin receptor activity; neuropeptide binding. The transcript has a single exon. Gene Ontology annotation, cellular component: membrane; neuron projection. The coding region runs from base 348 to 1367 and encodes 339 amino acids. The record is from RefSeq and is a predicted model, not a curated record. NCBI's taxonomy places the organism in Eukaryota, Metazoa, Chordata, Actinopteri, Cyprinodontiformes, Goodeidae.
CGAGCGUUCAGGCAAGCGUCCGAGUCUCCUCCACCCUGCUUCUGAGAGUGUUUCUGUUUCUAUCAGAUAGAAAACUUUUUUCUUGUCAGAAAAUCAAAGGAAGUGUGACAGGCUGGAUACGAAGAAAAGAUAAGUUAAGGAACCUAAACCCAGAAACCCUGUUUGAUUUUCAGAUUUUUCACGUGAAUUGCUUAUUUCCCUCAGAGAACAUUUUCCCUUCAAGAGGAAAAUCCGCUUGAAGAGAACUUUUGUGUUGCCUUUCCUCCUGAAGUGCAACUGUCACUGAGUUUUCAUCUCUUAUUUAUAUUCUUUAUUUUGCCAAUAUCUAGACAAGGAGUUGCAUCAGAAUGGAAGCAUAUUUUCCUUUUUAUGUGGACAACAAUCAUUCAUAUUUGGAGGAACAUUUUUACUUUGAAGAAAACAUUGACGGUUUUGGCAUCACCAUGGCUUUUCUUUACCUCCUGGUCUGCAUUGUGGGACUGGCUGGGAACUGUCUUGUUAUAAUUGCCAUUUUGAAACUUGACAAAAUGUCAACCUCCACAACUGUGUAUGUUUUCAAUCUGGCUUUGGCUGAUGGACUAUUCAUGGUUGGUCUCCCCUUUAUUGCAAGCCAGAACUUUCAGAACCAGUGGGUUUUUGGGAACACAGUGUGCAAAGUCGUUAUGGUCCUGGAUGGCAUUAAUCAGUUCACAAGUGUCUUCUGCCUCACGGCUAUGAGCAUCGACCGCUACAUGGCACUUGCCGAACCAUUUCGGUUUGCCCGUUGGAGAACUCCGCGCUGUGCCAAGGUCGUUUCAAUGUCCUUGUGGUUCUUCUCACUCCUCACCAUUCUCCCGAUGGCUUUUCAUUUCUCUGCUGAUCAUGGCUUGUGUUUUCCAGACUUCGCUACGGAUGCCUGGUGGCUUGGUGUCCUGUCUUACACCUUUGUCAUAGGUUUCGCCAUACCCUUUAUGUUGAUGACAAUCUCCUACACAGCUUUGUUGAUCUCUGUACGAUCCCAGCAGCACCACUCUUCAGUGACAAACCACGAAGGUCGCAGACCCGAGCAGCAGAUGACCAAAAUGGUUGUGGCGGUGGUGGUAGUGUUUGGCAUGUGCUGGCUUCCAUUUUACACAUUCAACUUUCUCUCCUUGUAUCAAGAUGGCCUCUUCUUGACUUUUGGCAGGGCUUUUGAAUUUGUAGUCUUGUUGUCCUAUUCAUGGAGCUGUGCCAACCCCAUUCUUUACGCCUGUCUCUCCGACACCUUUAGGAAGCACUUCUGUACCUUGCUCUGUCCUAGAGCCAAAUUCUGUCCUGGCACGCAGUGCAGUAUGGAACGAUAUGACCUAAAUGACACCGGUGUACAGGAUGUCACUCUUCUGGUCUGAAAUACUGAUAACCAAGUACUGAUACUUCAUUUCAUAAGCACUGCAUGAUACUUUUGAACAUCUGUACAUAAAUCCAGUUGUAUGAUUGCUUUUGAUACAAUGAGUUGAGAAUCUUGACAAAUUUAGAUUGUUUUUGUUCAAUACAUGAAAGGCAUAUAAGUUUUGCCCUAGAAUGAGGUUGUAAAUAUUUUCUGAGUUCGUUGUUGACUGUUCUCAUUAAAUGCAUUUUCAUAAGAAAUGAAUUCUUUUUAUCUCCAUCUGAAAGAAAAAUGUUUGAUCAAGAGUCUGUUAAUCACUCUUCUGCACUUUGUGUCAAUUUGUGAAUAUUGCUGCUUAGCUAAAGAGCAUUCUGAUUUUAUGAGUUGUUAAAAUGAGCCAAUGUAUUUUAAUGAUUGUUUUUUUUUGCUACAGUAAACAAAUGUAAAAAUGCUUGCCAAACAACCAAAGUCAGUAAUGUUUAAUCGUUUUACUCACCAUUCUUUGCAUUUGAAUACCAUGUCUUUGUAAAGUAAAAAUGUACCACUUUUUUGGCCUCA